AUAACGAUAAACGUCAUUCCAUAGACGAAGCAAGGGAGAAUUUCUGCAAAUCACUUAACCAAUCUACAGAACUUUGUUUAACAAGAAAUAUUGUUAAAUUGUGAACAAUCAUGCAUAAAAUUCAAUCGUUCCCUGAAUAUCAAGUGCCCGGUGCGCAACAUCAAGAUUUUUCGCCAUACGAAUCAAAUGGAGGAUCUAUCGUGGCUAUUGCCGGUGAGGAUUAUGUUGUGAUUGCUGCAGAUACACGUUUGAGCAGUGGCUACACCAUCCACACACGAAAGCAAAAUAAAUUGUUUCAAUUAUCCGAGAAAACUGUGCUCGGUUCAACGGGCUGUUGGUGCGACACCUUGGCGCUGACGAGUUUGGUAAAUGCUCGCAUGCAAAUGUAUGAGCAUCUAAAUUUGAAAACUAUGUCAACAGAAGCUAUCGCGCAGAUGUUAUCUAUCCUCAUGUACAACAGGCGCUUUUUCCCAUACUAUAUUUCGAAUGUGUUGGCUGGUCUAGAUACCGAAGGAAAGGGUGUCGUUUAUUCAUAUGAUCCUAUUGGACAUUGUGAACGCACCACAUAUCGUGCAGGAGGCUCUGCAGGUACUCUACUUCAGCCAGUGUUGGAUAACCAGAUUGGGGGCAAGGAUAAGGAUGUGAAGAACAAACCCAAAGUGUCUUUGGAGAAAGCUAAGGAAGUAGCUAAAGAUGCUUUCAUUUCUGCAGCGGAACGCGAUAUUUAUACUGGGGAUUCAGUCAUUUUAAAAGUCAUCACCAAAAAUGGGAUUGUCGAAGAGGAGGUGCAGUUGCGCAAAGAUUAAUUGCUAAGGAUUUUGCUGCUUAUUUCUUAAUAUGUUAUAAGGAAUUUUGAAUAUAAAUACAUACAAACUUUCAGUACA
Anastrepha obliqua is the source of this 884-nucleotide messenger RNA. RefSeq names its product proteasome subunit beta type-1 (gene Prosbeta6). The record is from RefSeq and is a predicted model, not a curated record. Bases 111 to 806 code for a protein of 231 amino acids. The transcript is spliced from 2 exons. Lineage: Eukaryota; Metazoa; Arthropoda; Insecta; Diptera; Tephritidae. Gene Ontology annotation, cellular component: proteasome core complex.